Molecule: messenger RNA, 1914 nt
Organism: Closterium sp. NIES-67
Lineage: Eukaryota; Viridiplantae; Streptophyta; Zygnematophyceae; Desmidiales; Closteriaceae
Source: the annotation of a GenBank genome assembly
GUAGACUGAAAGUUCGUUUCUCAUUCAGAGUUCUGUUUCUCGUCGGGCUUCUUUUCUCACGAUGGAAGGCUCCAAGCCUCGGAACUCCGACCAGAGCCGGCCUCUAUUGCCAGCCAAGCCCGCUCCUGAUGCAGUGUCCAUUCCAGUCAACCGUCGGGUCCUGCCCGAUUUUCUUCAGAGUGUUAAUUUAAGCCAUGUGAAGCUGGGGUACCACUACCUUAUCACUCAUGGCGUGCCCCUGUUGCUCAUACCCCUCUUUAUUUCGGUGGGUGUUGAAGUCCUUCGGAUGCGUCCCGACGAUCUUCUCCAACUCUGGCAGCACUUGCAGUUGAAUCUGGUCAGCGUAGUCGGGUGCUGUGCUGCAGUUGUUUUCGGCGCUACUGUGUUCAUCCUUUCCCGUCCCCGACCUCUGUACCUCGUCGACUUCGCUUGUUACCGCCCUCCUGACCACCUCAAGGUCUCCUUGGAGACGUUUAUGAAGUACUCGAAAGAAUCUGGCGUUUUUGAUCAGGCCAGUCUCGAGUUUCAGCGCAAGAUCGUUACACGGUCAGGGCUCGGCCAGGACACGUGUUUGCCUCCUGGUCUUCAUGAAAACCCGCCAUAUCCAUCACUAGCGGGGUCUCGGCUGGAGGCGGAAUUGGUCAUGUUCGCGUGCCUGGACGAGCUGUUUAAGAAGACUGGCGUGAAGCCGCGUGACGUUGGGGUCCUCGUGGUGAACUGUAGCGUGUUUUGCCCGACACCUUCCAUGUCCGCGGCCAUCAUCAACAAGUACGCUAUGCGUGGCGAUAUUCGCUCCUUCAACCUCGGCGGCAUGGGGUGCAGUGCGGGCGUGAUUUCGGUUGAUCUGGCGAAGGAUCUUCUCCAGGUGCAUGGUUCCACGUAUGCUGUUGUCAUGAGCAUGGAGACUCUCACCCCUGAGUGGUAUUUCGGCAAGGAUCGCUCGAUGCUCAUCCCUAACUGCAUUUUCCGGAUGGGCGGUGCCGCCAUGCUUCUUUCGAACAAGGGUAAAGAUCGCCGGCGCUCCAAAUACGAGUUGACUCACACGGUGCGCACGCACAUGGGUGCGGAUAACAAGAGUUACCGGUGCGUGUACCAGCAGGAGGACGACGAGGGGAAGAUUGGAGUCUCUCUUUCCAGCGAUCUCAUGGCCAUUGCUGGCAACGCUCUCAAGACCAACAUCACAACCCUCGGCCCGCUCGUGCUGCCACUUUCGGAGCAGCUGCUCUUCUUCGCCGUGCUGAUGGCUCGCAAGCUGUUUCGCGUGAAGAUGAAGCCGUACAUCCCGGACUUCAAGCUCGCCUUCGAGCACUUCUGCAUCCACGCUGGCGGCAGAGCCGUGUUGGAUGAGCUGGAGAAGAACCUGCAGCUGAAGAAGAACCAGCUAGAGCCCUCUCGGAUGACCCUCUACCGCUUCGGCAACACCUCCUCCUCCUCGAUCUGGUACGAGCUGUCGUACGCUGAAGCUAAGGGACGCGUGCGACGGGGUGACCGCGUGUGGCAGAUCGCGUUCGGCAGCGGGUUCAAGUGUAACAGCGCGGUGUGGCGUGCGCUUCGGACGUUGAAGGCGGAGCAGAACAAGGGGCCAUGGUUCGACUGCAUCGAUGACCUGCCCGUCGAGCUUAACCUCUGAACGCCUCCGCUCCCGACAGAGAGCCCGUGCCACCCCCAAGAAUCGGCUACACCAGUGCGGCCACGGUCGUCAGUGAUGGUCGUGCUGGUUAGAGUAGAUGUCAAAGGUAGGAGCAGCAUGUUAGUUUGACAUUGGCAGCAGGUCAUAGAUUGUAAUGUUUUUGUGAACUGAUUCACAGCUUAGCGAACUGUAUUUAACUGUCGUGAGUUUUGGCACGAAGAAUUAGUUUCUAGAAUCAGGAGCAAAUGUUUUACAGUUGGUUGGAAGAAACCAGUUUUUGUGUC